This is a messenger RNA of Chara braunii, 2340 nucleotides long. The record is from the annotation of a GenBank genome assembly. Lineage: Eukaryota; Viridiplantae; Streptophyta; Charophyceae; Charales; Characeae.
CGUGGGAUAGUACCUUGGUGACCCGGCGGAGGAUCUCCUGUGCCGGCAGUCAUCAUGGAUGACUAUCCCAUCCAGGGCCUGUUGGCCCUUUCUGUCUUGUUGGGGCCGCUGUUCCGGCUUAUGUUCCCACUGGGGUUCGGGCAUGUGUGCACGUCCUGCAUGCUGAUGCGGUCUGGAACAGUGAAGCCUGGUCCUACACCUGCGGAACAGGCAGAGAUAGAUCGUAAGUUGGCAGAGAAGAAAAAGGAGAGAGAAGCAAAGAAGAAACAGAAAGAAGAAGAGGCAAGGAAAAAGAUGAAGGAAAAGAUGAAGAGAGAGUUGGAGGAAGAAUUGAAAAGUAUAGAAGAAGAAGAAGAACAACAAGAAGAAGGAGAAGUGUUGGAAAGACGUCGUCGCCAAGACAUAUCGGAAAGCAGUACCACGACCCGCCUUCCCGUUGAACCGUUGGACUGGGGUAGCCAGUACUACUACUCCAGCGAGUCGUUAAAAGAAUCUGAUGAAAAACGGGAUACGUUCAUCGCCAAGUUGGCCACUAUUAAAGACACCGUUGAACGAAACCUGAUGUUGGAGGAGAAACGGGCUGAGCUAAAUCGCAGGCUGUUGGGCGCUAGACGGCAAGAGGUGGAAGAAAAGAAAAGAUUGCAGGCAGAAGGGUAUAAAUUGCAGAAAGCUCUAGAAGCGCAAAAGGAAAACCCCUCUGCAACUGAAGCACAACUUGCACUCCUCAGGGAGGCCGUCCUCAACACGAGGCAAGACAUGGACUUAAUGCGGCAGACCUUGCAACGUGCUUUGGACGAACAUAUUAAUAAAGUCUUCACCCCGGAGGUCGUAGAGAAGAUUGUAAAGGGAGCUGGAGGUGACGGAGGAGAUGGAGAUGGCGACGACGAUGAUGACAAGAAAGGAAAGAAGAAGAUUGAGGAUUCAAAGGGUCAACCUUCCCAGGAACCCGGGCAGACUAACAAGAUUAAGCUUAAACUGCCAUGGACCUACAAUGGAAAGAAAGAAGAGAGUGUGUUGCACUGGGCGGCGGCAAUUGAAACUUAUGUGUAUGGACAACGAAUUCCAUACUGGGACAGGGUAUUGAUGGCAACCUCGUGCAUGGGAGGCGACGCCAUGAGCUUCAACAUCUCGCUGCAAAAAGAGGCGGGAUGCAGCUCUAUGGUAGAGUAUUCACAACAGACGCGUAUUGAGGAUUUCCUUAAAGCGAUAAGAGAGAGAUUUGAGGACAAGAACCUGGCAAGGUGCACAAAAAUGUUGAUCCUCGGCCUCCCCGAUAGGAAAUGGAAGAGUACGUCUGCAUUAAAGGCAACUAUGGAUGAACUAUUGCAAUGCCCUGAUCAUGGAUUAACGCCAGCCCAAAUCUUAAACAGUUUUGCACGAGCACUCCCGGAUCCUCUAAGAGCACAACUGUAUCCCCGUACCAAGGAAGAGGGGAUGACAUAUGAGAAGUUCGGCAAGAUCGCCAUAGAUCAUGCCGGCUUCCUUGCUGAAGCAAAUUAUUGUCAUUCCUGGAAGGAUCUGCAAGUGGGUAAGAGAUGGCAAAACCGCACCAUCUUAGGGUCUAUACCUGGGAAAGACAGUCUCCUUCUAACCUUUGAAGAAGGAGGCGCCGAGACCAUCUCCUGGGAUCAGGUAGACUAUGGUCUCGAUGAACCCAACAGACCGGUAGCUCAGGAGGGGAGUUACGCGGCUGUUGCAGCCCGUGGGGGAGGGCGUCAAGGAAGAGGACGUGGCCGAGGAAGAGGUCGCAGUCGUGGUGGACGAGGAUUCGGCACCUAGAGGGGCGGUGGUGAAGGAAGCCACUACGUGGGAGGAAGGGGAAAUGGUCCCUCAUACGGUGGCCGUGGUUCUUACUCCACCUGGGGUAGAGGAAGAGGCUCAUGGUACAACAAGUGGGAUAAGCCAUACCCACCACAUCCAGGCCUACCCGAAGGGGAGCCUUGGAAAGAGUUGGGAAUAACAGAAAAGGUAUGGGCUGAAAAAAAGAAAGCCGACCAAUGCCUCAAAUGUGGGGACCCCGACCACAUUGUCCCCUAUUGCCCUGACUAUAGGGGGGCAAAAGGGAACAACCAGUAGAGGUGCCAGUUGCCUCUACGGGGGCUUCGAAUGUUGGAAAAUCAGAAUCCUCCCAUUCGAAGGCCCCAAUGGCAGAAAUUGAAGAGGAAGGAAGUCCCCAUUUAGUGCACUGUCCAGAGGUGGCAAAUGUAUGCAUCUCUCUAGAUGGAUUCCUCGCUGGCGUGGGUGAUGAGUUGGCCGCUCGUCGCCAAGCCUGGACUGAAAUGCGUAAAAAGAAAGGACAACUAAUAAUUGCAGAUCUAGAGAUAAAUCGAAUAAGAGUAG